UCCCGGAAGUGGGCGGGGCCGCGCCGUGGGAGCUGCACCCGGGGCCACCCUCGCCCCGACCCCGGGCGUCUGGACGUCAGUCUCCCCGUUUCUCCUGGAGGCCGAGCUCGGCUUGAGGGUCCCUCGACUUGGGUCUGGGGUUUCUCGCCUCUACCAGCGUUUGUGUUUGUCGUGUUUCCUCGUCCCCCCGCCCCGGAGGUCCUCACCCAGGGCCCCCGCGGCCGGAGCGCCCCUCGGCCUUAACACAGGGGCCGCCGCCGGGGCUGGUGGACUGCGCGCGGUGUCCCCCUCAAGAGCCCCUUGCACCCUGAUGCUGACUGUGGAGCAGGCGUGGCCUGUCCACGCUGGUCACAGCCUCGGGGCACCCCGAGUGUGGCCGUGUGCACGGAUGUCGGGAGGGAGGCCUGGUUUGCUCCCUGGUGAUUGUGCUCGGGGUCACCCUGGAGCCUGUGUCCCCGCCUCAGGGCUUCAGUUGUUAAAGGUCACACCGCAAUGGAGGUCGAUUGUGGGGUUCGAUGUGGCAGGCCAGGCUUCCUCAUUCAUCGUGGGGAAGGGGUGCCAGCCGAGCUGUGGUGUCAGACCCAGGGGAGGAAACGGGCAGAGUCCUGACAGGUAGCUUUCCCGUGGGGCUGGGCGGGGCGGGAGGGUGACUGCAGGCGACAGAUGGUGCUGUGGGGCUGGAGCUCGCCGGCUGGCCUUUGAGCAGGGACCAAAGGAAGUGAGGGUGAUGCCGACCGGCUGGGAGGAGCCGAGUGCGCCUGGCAGGGGAAGUGGGGCUUGCGACCUCAGCACAGUGACUUGUCAUCACGGGGACUGUCACGUGCACUGCAGGGUGGCUAGCAGCGUCCCUUCCCUCCGCUCACUAGAUGCGAGCAGCACUGCCCCAGGUGUGACAACCAAAACGUCUGCCGAAUGUGGCUGACUGUCGCCCCACCUGGUUGCCAGUCGCGGUGCUGGAGAACGAGCCAGGCCCGGUGGGGGCACCGGGCCUCGGGGGCCAGGACGGGUGAUGCCACAGCGAGGGAGCCACGCGCAGGGCUCCCAGGUCUGGCGGGCGGCCGUGGGGAUUCCGGCUGGCGAGAGACGUGUGCCAUCACAGCUUCCGAUGGCAGGCCCGUUCUCUCCCCAGGGGCACACUGUCUGCGCUACCUCUUCAUGGGUGCCUCGAACCCUGACCUCGGGCUGCCCCUGUUCAAGGCCCUGGGCUACGUGGACGACCAGCUGUUUGUGUCCUAUGAUCACGAGAGUCGCCAGGCUGAGCCCCGUGCUGCCUGGGUCAGGGACAGGGUUUCCAGCCAGCUGUGGCUCCAGCUGAGCCAGAGUCUGAAAGGCUGGGACCACAUGUUCAUCGUUGACUUCUGGACCAUCAUGGACAACUGCAACCAGAGCAGGGUCACGAAUCUGGAGGUGGUGCCGGAGCCCCACAUCCUGCAGGUCGUCCUGGGCUGCGAGGUGCGCGAGGGCAACGGCACCAGGGGCUUCUGGGAGUACGGCCUCGACGGGGAGGACCAUCUCACGUUCCGCCCGGAGACGCUGGACUGGAGAGCAGCGGAGCCCAGGGCCCAGGCCACCAAGCUGGAGUGGGAAGAGAUCAGGAUCCGGGCCAAGCAGAACAGGGCCUACCUGCAGCGGGACUGCCCCGAGCAGCUGCAACAGCUGCUGGAGCUGGGGACAGGGGUCCUGGACCAGCGAGCGCCUCCUCUGGUGAAGGUGACGCGUCACGUGGCCCCCACAGUGACCACUCUGUGGUGUCGAGCUCAGAGCUUCUACCCCCAGAACAUCAGCAUGAGGUGGCUGAAGGACAGGCAGCCAGUGGCUGCCAAGGACGUGGGGCCCGAGGACGUGCUGCCCAGUGGGGACGGGACCUACCAGGCCUGGGUGGCCGUGGCCACGCUUCCUGGGGAGGAGUGGAAGUACACCUGCCACGUGGAGCACCCCGGCCUGGCACAGCCCCUCGCUGCCGCAUGGGAGCCCUCGCUGCCUGGCACGCUGGUCGUCGGCAUCAUCAGUGGGAUCGGCAUUUGUGUCAUCAUCUUUGCUGCCAUCUGGUUCAGAAUCCUAAGGAAGAAACAGGCUUCCCGAGCCGCCGCGGCGGACUAUGUCUUAGCCGACCGCGAAUGAGACGCCGCCUGCAGACCAGUGAGGGCCCCGCAACCCGAGACUCGGGGAGGGCGCCCUCUGUGGCAGCCACCGUCUUGUUUCCGGACAGACUGGGGCCUGGCAAAGCCGGGUGCCCCCUCCUCGGCUUCCUCCCACGGAGUCCCUGGUCCUGCGUGCCAGCACCCUCGCGGUGACCUCCUGGGACUGGCCCUGCGCGCCCCGCUGCGUCCGGAGCCCGCCUUCGUUCAGCUGUCCGCUGGACCCCACGGCACAUCGCCUCACCUCCUUCCGUGUAGGGCCUCGUCAUUCUUGUUAGCGUGUGACAAAGGCCUGACUGAACCUUCUCCCGGUGACAAUACCGUUGUUUGCCUGCCACGAUCUGCCCCCCCCCACUCGCCGGCGUUUCCAGGCCCCUAGUUCCCUGCCAGUCCCCUCUCUCUGUCACCCACUAAUCCGACCGUCACCAAGCCCGGUGGCCUCUUCCACCAGAGGGACCUGGCGGCUGUGCCUACUGCGGCAGGCGAAGAGGCGCCUUCUCCGGAAGAGGCAUCGUGGGCGUCUGUGUGUUAUGACCAUUCCCCAGACGGGGUGGGAGUGUCUGGAGGACGGUGGCCUUGCUGUCACGCGCGCGAAGUUGGCACACAGGCUUGCCCAGGGCGGCGAGGCCACGCUCGCACCACCUGCCCGCACGCCCGGCUGCAAGUGCCGGCGGCUCUCCGCUUGGCCUCUGCUGACCCCCUGUCCUUGUCUGAUCGUGAAGAUGAUCCCAAGGUCGA
Molecule: messenger RNA, 2876 nt
Organism: Pteropus alecto (black flying fox)
Lineage: Eukaryota; Metazoa; Chordata; Mammalia; Chiroptera; Pteropodidae
Gene: HFE
Product: homeostatic iron regulator
Exons: 6
Coding region: 913-2121 (402 amino acids)
Biological process (GO): antigen processing and presentation of endogenous peptide antigen via MHC class I via ER pathway, TAP-independent; antigen processing and presentation of endogenous peptide antigen via MHC class Ib; response to iron ion starvation
Cellular component (GO): external side of plasma membrane
Molecular function (GO): transferrin receptor binding
Source: RefSeq, a predicted model, not a curated record